Paramecium sonneborni is the source of this 705-nucleotide messenger RNA. NCBI's taxonomy places the organism in Eukaryota, Ciliophora, Oligohymenophorea, Peniculida, Parameciidae. The record is from the annotation of a GenBank genome assembly.
AUGGGAAAUGAUUAAAGAAAGCCUGAGGCCCCUAAGCCUUCAAUAGAUGAUGCAAUUUUGGAUAUGAAAUUGGCAUCAAAAAGAUUUGCAAAUGAAUCAAAGAAAUGUGAAAAGGAGAAAGAUAAAUUAAUGAAUUAGGCGAAAAUAGCCUUAUCGAAAAACAAUGAGGAAGGUAAAAAGAUAAUGAAUACAAUAUAGGUGCAAAACUAUUUUUAACAUCAGCUAUGAAUAAAUAAAAAGAAGCUGAAAGUUUGUAGAAGAUGGCACAUAAGAUGGAUUAUAUGCAAGGUAUAAUAAAGAAUAGUACAAAUUAAACAAAAACAGUUGAAGCAUUAGCAAAAAUAAGUCCAAUAAUGCAUUAAUAAGUAUAUAUUUAUUAUUAAUUAGGUUUAAAACAUGCCUUUAGAGAUGGUUUAUUAAAAUAUUAAUUAAUUUGAAAAAGCAAUGGAUGAAAUGUAAGUGUAAGGAAACAUAAUGACAGGAAUGCUUAACCAAAAUAAUAAUGUUGGUUAGGAUCUUGCAGUAGAAUAAAUGAUGGGAUAAUUAAAAUAAGAAUUACACAGUGAAGUAAAUCAUAAUGUUAAUUUUAGGUGGCUAACGAUUUAAAUGCAAAUCCCAAUGUUCUUUUUAAAGAAUUAAAUUAAUAAAACCAAUAAUAAAAUGCCUAAGCAAUUAGUAAUAACUAAAUUAAAUGAUUUUAUGAAG